AUGGAUGUGUUCAUUGAGCUGUACCAGUUGCACGAAUCUCAUAUUUAUACCACACUAUGCAACUAUGCACAGGACAAUCGACCAAAGACGCCUGGAAAACUGCAAUGCGACGAGAAGCAACACCUGCUGGACAGCGAUUACCAAAGCCAGAGUACCUCCAUCAACAUGAUGGAGGGACUGUCAACACCCACCGUCGAUCCCAUCUUCAACAGGACAAUCGAGAAUCCCACGUCGAAUUUCGAUACCAUGGUGCAUCUACUGAAAGGGAACAUCGGAACCGGUAUUCUGGCGAUGCCAGAUGCCUUCAGGAAUGCGGGAUGGAUUGUAGGCCUCUUCGGAACCAUGGUCAUGGGCAUCGUAUGUACGCACUGUAUGCACAUGCUGGUGAGAUGUUCCCAUGAGUUAGGUAGGAGAACCCAGAAACAGUCUUUGAGUUUUUCCGAUGUGGUGGAAACUGCGUUCCGAACGGGACCUGGAUGUUUACAAAAGUAUUCUGGACUAGCAAAGACUCUGAUAAACAUAUUCCUAUGCAUCACCCAGGUGGGCUUCUGCUGCGUUUACUUCGUCUUUGUAGCAGCCAAUGUCCAUGACGUCGUCAAGCACUACUUCUUCGAUAUCAGCGUACACUGGUACCUGCUGCUGCUGCUGCCGCCGCUCGUCCUGCUCAACUGGGUGAAGAGCCUCAAGUACCUCACGCCGGCCUCGCUGUUCGCCUCCAUCGUCACGUGCAGCGGGCUGGUCAUCACGUUCUUCUACAUGCUGCAAGGGCUACCGAAGAUGUCGACGGUGCGCGGGUUCUCUUCGUGGUCGCAGUUGCCGCUCUACUUCGGAACUGCUAUUUACGCCUUCGAGGGAAUCGGAGUGAUCUUACCUUUGGAGAACAACAUGAAAAAUCCGCAGGAUUUCGGUGGUUGGACUGGCGUUCUCAACACUGGCAUGGUUAUAGUUGCAGUUUUAUACACGGCCGUGGGUUUCUUCGGCUAUCUCAAAUACGGUGAACAGGCAGUCUUGGGGAGUGUUACUCUCUUGUUGCCUGCAGAUGAAUUUUUGGCACAAUCCGUUCGACUGAUGAUGGCCAUCGCGAUUUUCCUCUCCUACAGCCUGCAGUUUUACGUCCCGUUCAACAUCGUGUGGCCCAUCAUCAAAAAUCACUUCAACACGGAAAAAUCCAGAGACAUAGCUGAGUACGUGACCCGAACAGUAUUAGUUUUCAUAACCUUCCUAAUCGCUAUCGCCAUCCCCAACUUGGGGGCCGUCAUAUCUUUGGUCGGCGCCUUCAGCAGUUCCGCUUUGGCUCUGAUUUUCCCGCCGCUGGUGGAGAUCAUCACUUUCUGGCCGGAAAAUUUGGGGAAGAACAAGUGGAUUUUGUGGAAGGACCUCACGAUCAUCUUUAUCGGUUUCGCUGGGUUCGCUAUCGGGUCGUAUACGAGCCUGUUGAAUAUUCUUUACCCGGACGAGUGA
This is a messenger RNA of Phaedon cochleariae (mustard beetle), 1461 nucleotides long. NCBI's taxonomy places the organism in Eukaryota, Metazoa, Arthropoda, Insecta, Coleoptera, Chrysomelidae. The record is from the annotation of a GenBank genome assembly.